This is a messenger RNA of Helianthus annuus (common sunflower), 1808 nucleotides long. Its product is annotated as CDP-diacylglycerol--serine O-phosphatidyltransferase 1. The transcript has 13 exons. Gene Ontology annotation, biological process: phosphatidylserine biosynthetic process. Lineage: Eukaryota; Viridiplantae; Streptophyta; Magnoliopsida; Asterales; Asteraceae. The coding region runs from base 295 to 1575 and encodes 426 amino acids. Gene Ontology annotation, molecular function: L-serine-phosphatidylethanolamine phosphatidyltransferase activity. The record is from RefSeq and is a predicted model, not a curated record.
CUGAUAUGGGUUUUUAAUCUUGUGUGGAAAUUUGUUGUAAAGCUUGUGUCUUUAGUGGUUUGUUUGAGAAUCAAUGGGUGUAAAGAUUGGAAUCAAGAUUGUGGGUUGGCUCUUGAAUUAUGUUGUGAAAUUCAUAUGUUGUGGAAACAAAUUGUUUGAUUUGUGCAGAGGAUUGAAAGUAAUAUUGAAUUGCUGGUUUUGAGAACAUUAAUACUACUACUUUGCAUUAAAUGUUUUUGUUGGUUGUAGGCCCUAUUGAACUCACAAAGAUCAAAAGUGAAAAGGAACAGUUUCAUGGAGGCUAAUGGUCAUAGGAGAGGAAGGAGACAUAAUAAUGCCGGUCAACAUAAUGGUGAAGUGAGCACAUUGACUACUGUGGAUGAAUUUGACCCAUGGACAGCUUGGGCUUACAAGCCCCGUACGAUUACAUUAUUAUUCAUCGGUGCAUGCUUUCUUAUUUGGGCGAGUGGAGCGCUUGAUCCUGAAGGUAGUUCAUCGGCUGAUAUUGUAACAUCAGUCAAAAGGGGUAUAUGGGCAAUGAUUGCGGUUUUUCUGACUUAUUGUUUGUUGCAAGCUCCUUCUACGUUACUAAUUAGGCCGCAUCCUGCAAUUUGGCGUCUAGUUCAUGGGAUGGCUGUUAUCUACCUCGUUGCUCUAACAUUUUUGCUAUUUCAGACUCGUGACAAUGCUAGGCAGUUUAUGAAGUAUCUUCACCCUGAUCUUGGAGUUGAACUUCCGGAGAGAUCAUACGGUGUGGAUUGUCGACUUUACGUUCCUGAAAAUCCAACUAGCAGGUUUAUAAAUGUUUAUGAGACACUUUUUGAUGAAUUUGUUCCGGCUCAUAUAUUCGGGUGGUGGGGAAAAGCAAUAAUGAUUCGUAAUCAACCCCUUUUGUGGGUAUUAUCAAUUGGAUUUGAGUUAAUGGAGCUAACUUUUCGCCAUAUGUUGCCAAAUUUCAAUGAGUGCUGGUGGGAUAGCAUUGUUCUUGAUAUAUUAAUCUGCAAUUGGUUCGGUAUUUGGGCAGGAAUGCAUACCGUUCGUUAUUUUGACGGUAAAACAUACGAGUGGGUUGGAAUAAGCCGUCAACCGAAUAUACUAGGAAAAGUAAAGCGAACGUUGAGCCAAUUUACGCCCGCACAUUGGGACAAAGAUGAGUGGAACCCACUUCUUGGCCCGUGGCGGUUCAUUCAAGUGUUUAGUCUUUGCGUAGUGUUCUUAACCGUUGAACUCAAUACCUUUUUCCUCAAGUUUUGCCUUUGGGUCCCACCUCGAAACCCGAUCAUUGUUUAUAGAUUGGUCCUUUGGUGGCUCAUUGCGAUCCCCACAAUUCGAGAGUACAAUUCUUACCUACAAGACCGAAAACCGGUGAAAAAGGUGGGAGCUUUUUGUUGGCUUUCACUUGCCAUCUGCAUCAUUGAACUCCUAAUUUGUAUCAAGUUUGGACAUGGUUUAUUUCCGACUCCUAUGCCAAGAUGGUUGGUGAUUAUGUGGACAUCUGCGGGCGUGAUCUUUUCGAUGUUCUUGAUGUUGUGGACGUGGCAAUCUCAUAGAACUCGAAGAAGAAAGCGCGAGUGAAGUUUUGAAUUAUUCAGCAUUCUUUGAUUCAUUGGUGUUAGAUUUUGUAAAUGCUAAUUCCUUGAAAAUGUAAAUGCUUAUAAUUGAGGGAUAAAUUAUCCUUUUGACUUUUUUUGGGUGAAAAGUGAGACCAAAUUAGACCAGAAAGGUCAAAAAAUCCAAAUUUCCAAUAAUGUUGUUGGUAUUAUAAGCUUGAUUGAAAAAUGAAAAGUUGAAAUGAUAUUUAAACGUCA